AUGGCCUUCCUGUGGAUCCUCUCCUGCCUUGCCUUUGUUGGUGCCACCUAUGGCUGUGGUGUUCCAGCCAUCUCCCCAGUCAUUACUGGUUAUGCCAGGAUUGUCAAUGGUGAGGAGGCUGUUCCCCACUCCUGGCCUUGGCAGGUGUCUCUGCAGGAUUACACCGGCUUCCACUUCUGUGGUGGCUCUCUGAUCAGUGAGUACUGGGUUGUGACUGCUGCUCAUUGUGGUGUGAGAACUUCUCAUCGUGUUAUCCUUGGAGAGCAUGAUCGCUCCUCCAAUGAGGAGGACACCCAGACCAUGAGAAUUGCCCAGGUCUUCAAGCACCCCCGCUAUAACGGUUUCACCAUCAACAAUGACAUCACCCUGAUCAAGCUGGCCUCUCCUGCUCAGAUGAGCCCCCGUGUGUCCCCUGUGUGUGUGGCUGAGACCGGAGACAACUUCCCCGGUGGCAUGAAAUGUGUCACCUCUGGCUGGGGCCUGACCAAGCACAAUGCUCCUGACACCCCCGCCCUCCUGCAGCAGGCUGCCCUUCCCCUCCUGGACAACACUGAGUGCAAGCGUUACUGGGGCAACAAGAUCACCGAUCUCAUGAUCUGCGCUGGAGCCUCCGGAGCCUCCUCCUGCAUGGGUGACUCUGGUGGCCCCCUGGUCUGUGAGAAGGCUGGUGCCUGGACCCUGGUCGGUAUUGUGUCUUGGGGCAGUGGCACUUGCUCUCCCAACAUGCCAGGUGUUUAUGCCCGCGUCACAGAGCUCCGUGCUUGGAUGGACCAGACCAUUGCUGCCAACUAA
This is a messenger RNA of Megalops cyprinoides (Indo-Pacific tarpon), 792 nucleotides long. Its product is annotated as chymotrypsin A-like. The transcript has 7 exons. The coding region runs from base 1 to 792 and encodes 263 amino acids. Gene Ontology annotation, biological process: proteolysis. Gene Ontology annotation, molecular function: serine-type endopeptidase activity. The record is from RefSeq and is a predicted model, not a curated record. NCBI's taxonomy places the organism in Eukaryota, Metazoa, Chordata, Actinopteri, Elopiformes, Megalopidae.